CCAGAACCCGGGACCACAGCACGGAAACGGCCCGGGGCUGAGCUGCAUUCAGAUCCGGGGAUGGAGGGAGACGCAGAAGAGGACUGAGGAUCCCGGGUUGGGAGGCCCCGCGUCCUCCUGGAGGCCGGCAGCCUGCUGGCAGUGGAGGACCGGGCCGCCCAGGGAAGGAAGGGGUCAGGAGGUCGGGCCGGCCGUAACAGGCGCAGACAAGGCCCAGGAAGGAGCUCAGGCGUCCUGUGUUCAGGACCCAGGCCUGGCUCUGGUUGACCAAGGAGGGCCUAGACCAGGCCUCUGGUGGGGAAACUGAGUCAGGGCCGGAACGCAGAGCAGGGCCUAGACGCCUCAGAGCCAAGUUAGGGGCAGCGGGUGAAGCCCUUUAGGGGUCUCAGGGACUAAGGAGGUUAGGGGGCUUCAGGGCCUCCCAGUCCAGAGCCGGAUUGGCGAGAUAGACGCUUGUAGAUCCAAGGUUGGAUUGGGGUGGGGUCUCUAGGACAUUGGCUCGCUAGGCAAGGAUUGGGGGGAUUCAAGUGCUUAGAGAUCGAGAUCGAAGCCAGAGCUUGGGUAGGGGGAGUCAGACCCCUGGAAAACCUAGGUGACUAUUUGGGGAGGGGUCUUUAAGCUUUGGUGAAGCGCAAAGCUGCGCCUUUUUGGCUGGAGGCCCGAGGCCUUGUCAAGAGAGGCCUUGUCAAGAAAGGGUGGGCCGACUAGGCCAGGCCAAGAGAAAGAAAGUGAAUAAAUCAGGACUGCAAGUGGGCGGGGGGGCCCGAGAGGGGGGUCACAAAGGUUGAGACAUGGCCACCAGGCGUUUAACCGACGCUUUCUUGUUGUUGCGGAAUAAUUCCAUCCAAAACCGGCAGCUGUUAGCCGAGCAAGUGAGUAGUCACACCACCUCCAGCCCUCUGCAUUCACGUAGCAUUGCUGCGGAGCUGGACGAGCUCGCAGACGACCGAAUGGCGCUGGUGUCAGGCAUCAGCUUAGAUCCAGAAGCAGCCAUUGGCGUGACAAAACGGUCGCCUCCCAAAUGGGUGGAUGGAGUGGAUGAAAUACAAUACGAUGUUGGCCGGAUUAAGCAGAAGAUGAAAGACUUAGCCAGCCUGCACGACAAGCAUUUGAACAGACCCACCCUGGAUGACAGCAGCGAGGAGGAGCACGCCAUUGAGAUCACCACCCAGGAGAUCACACAGCUCUUCCACAGGUGCCAGCGUGCCGUGCAGGCCCUGCCAAGCCGGGCCCGCAGGGCCUGCUCCGUGCAGGAGGAGCGACUGCUUCGGAACGUGGUGGCGUCUCUGGCACAGGCUCUGCAGGAGCUGUCCACCAGCUUCCGGCACGCACAGUCGGGCUACCUCAAACGCAUGAAGAACCGGGAGGAACGGUCCCAGCAUUUCUUCGAUACGUCAGUACCGCUCAUGGAUGAUGGCGACGCUCACACCCUUUACGACCGGGGUUUUACGGAUGACCAGUUGGUGCUGGUGGAGCAGAACACGCUGAUGGUGGAAGAGAGGGAGCGGGAGAUCCGCCAGAUCGUGCAGUCCAUUUCGGACCUGAAUGAGAUCUUCCGGGACUUGGGGGCCAUGAUCGUGGAGCAGGGUACAGUCCUCGACAGAAUCGACUAUAAUGUUGAGCAGUCCUGUAUCAAAACCGAAGACGGCUUGAAACAGCUUCACAAGGCAGAGCAGUAUCAGAAGAAGAACCGGAAGAUGCUUGUGAUUUUAAUAUUAUUCGUCAUCAUCAUCGUCCUCAUUGUUGUCCUCGUCGGCGUGAAAUCACGCUAAACGGCAUUGGGCUGGUAUGUGCUGCACACAUGGAGUUCUCGGCGCGAGGGCCCGGCCCGUGCCCUCCGGCCGCGGCAGAGGUGCGGCCCCACGGGACCGUGGCAGCGACGGCGGCGACUUCCCAGUGACUCGGCCUCGCAGGCGCGCUCGAGCCGGGGGGGGGGGCUUUUGGUUUUUCUUCGCUGU
Tupaia belangeri chinensis (Chinese tree shrew) is the source of this 1958-nucleotide messenger RNA. RefSeq names its product syntaxin 16 (gene STX16). Gene Ontology annotation, cellular component: membrane; endomembrane system; SNARE complex. The record is from RefSeq and is a predicted model, not a curated record. The transcript is spliced from 9 exons. Lineage: Eukaryota; Metazoa; Chordata; Mammalia; Scandentia; Tupaiidae. Gene Ontology annotation, molecular function: SNARE binding; SNAP receptor activity. Gene Ontology annotation, biological process: vesicle-mediated transport; vesicle fusion; intracellular protein transport. Bases 792 to 1772 code for a protein of 326 amino acids.